UUUGUUUGGGAGGAAAGAAAACACUCCGUGGGGCGGGGCGCGUCCGUUCGCCCGUUCGAAAGGCGGCUGCCUCUGAUUGGCCGACGCUGACGGCCUCGGAGCCAUUCCGAGCCAAUGAAAUGCGUCCCGGCUUCUCUUAUAAGCCGUCGCCGGAGGGGGCGUGGGCGUAUUGAUGUCGCCAGAAUUCCACUACCUGCCGCGCAAUAGAAAACACCUGGUAGCAGUACAGGUAACGCACCUUUAUAUUGGGCGUCUGGAACCGGGGGUGAGGGUCGCUGAGGUAGAGCAGCUUCAGUGCAGAACGAGAGAGGAAUGACUUGCAUCAUUUUCUGUCUUCCUCGUUUUAAUCAUAACAUGCACACUUACCUGAGAGUAAGUCCCGGUGAGGUCAGUGGGAUUUGCUGCUGAGUGUAGGAUUGGAGCAGCGAACCUGUCGAAGGGCAGCUCAUAGUUUUGCGCAGGCUUUCUAGUGUUGCUCGCGCGAGCACUGCCUCGCUCUUGAGAACCAUUUUUAAGGCUGUUUGGUAAACCGUAUUAUUUACCCCGUGGAAGCCCCCGUAGUUGAGUUUUAUGCUGACAUUAUCUGUUGUUUGCGCGCCUGACCCGAGGAGCAGCUCCCUGCGUGCCUGCGUUGGUCGAACAUAUUCAAAGUUAGCGUGCUCGUGCAAUCCCCACCUGCCCGAUGUGCACACUGUCAAAUGGCUUGUAAGGACUUUAUGUCUGGAGGCUACACGUGUAGGCAACUUUGGGGCAGCACGUGUUGGUCAGAGGAGCACACAGUGGACAGCAGUUGCCGCUGCGAUCGCUGUCUUCCCCCCAUCCCCAGGGGGGUAAGAAAACUUACAUCUGCACAGACAUAGAUGUACAGGAGUGGUAAAAUAGCUCCUGGGGGUGUAGGGAAAGACAUACCUUCUAUAGAGGAAAUUCACUAAGGGUAGCCAAUGCUACCCUUGGGAUGUUGUUGUUGAGCUACACUACAGCUACCAGUGCCAGCCAGCAUGGCCAGUGAUUAGGGAUAAGAGUUGUCCUGCAGCAGCAGCUGGAGGGUAAUGCCCUGGCUAGGCCAGAGAUAAUCCAUGCCUCGUCCCUGGUACAGAACAGGUUGUAGGAAUGAGAAUCCCUGGCACAAAUUAAGCCUUGCAUCAUGUGUACCAGCACUGAUGCAGUAGUUCCCUGGUCAGCCUUAGGUUGCCUUUUAAAAUGCCUAGCAGUAUAGGUUGCUUCUGUAUUUUUGCAAGAGGGAUGAUAAUUCCUCAGAAGAGAACAUUGACACAGAACUGCUGUGUCAAUAGGAAGAAAAUAUUGCAACAGAAGUCAACCAGGACAGUGGCAUUUUUAAGGGAAGUCUCGCCUUUGGCUUCUCAGAGAAGCAGUUCUUCCCUGGUGAUUUUUCAGUAGCACAUGUCAGAAGACAGAAUACUAGGCAGGUCCUAUUCAAAGUUUUGUCAAAGGGCAAUUAUUGACAGUGCACAAAUGGUCCUUUGUCAGCACUACCCAAAUAUUCAGUAACUUGAAGCCAAUGCUUGAUUACUCUAAAUUGGUGUGGUUCUGAAAUUACAUUUGUUUUCUAACCUCCCUCAUAAGUUCAUAAAUUCACCCUGGCUGAACAGAACAUGCCACUGAAAGGGAUAGGGUCGCCAAGGAAGCUCCCUCAACCCUAAUUAGUUGCCCCCUGCUGCACUUCAGACAGCAGAGGUACCUAAAGAAGCAUCUUCAGUUAUGAUGGCAUUGGUGUACAGUUGGCCUGGAGUUUUACUGAUGAGGAUGUAACAGAGGUUCAGCUAAUGGGAAGUUAACUGCAGCAAGAUAUCUUCAUCCUAAACAGCUGAAAAUGUUGUUAGGAGGUGCACUUUUGUGCAAUAAGUGAGGCUGAAAUGUGUGGCUGUGGCUGUUCGGAAAAUUACUAUAAAUUUUAGGGUUGGGAGUAGUUUAGAUUUUUGCAGUUCUCAAGCAGGCUGAAUUAGACAGCACAUUAGUAAAUGAAAUGAUUGCAAAGACACUGACUGUCUAGACAUAAUAAUAGACUACUGUAUGCCGUAAUGUUUUUAAGCAGAUGUGAACCUUGGGGUGCAUCUGUGGUGGGGGAUUUUUUAUUUUAUUUUUUGCCUCAAGUGGCAAAUAUCCCCAGCUUGCCCUGACAGGACUCCUUUUUUGCUCUUGGACCACAUGGCAGCUUUUGUUGCCAUUAUAUGCUUCUGCAUCUAGUAUGUGGGUGGGGACUUAUGGAAGCACUUUUGUAGUGGUUCUGCUCUUAUAUUGCCAGAUUAGUUCCAUAGAAAUUCGCUCUAAGUCCCACAGGGAUCUUAUUUUCUCUCUCACACAUGCUUCUUCACAGCUGCAGGGAAUUAGGUCAUCAUUGGAAUAUGAAGGACAGUUAAUUUUAUUUCUCCUUUCCAUCUGAAGCAGCUGUGGUGGCUUUUCUGCCCUGGAAAGUGGCUGGGUGAGGUCAAAUAAGUUGAAACUCAUCGCAGACAAGAAAACAGCUGAUGGUUUGAUAAAAGAGAAGUAGUGCAAGUCAUUAUUCUGGGUGGUGUUGGCACACUUCCUGAAGUGCAGCGCUCCUAUUUUUCUCCUGAAUUCUCAAGUAGAUGCUGUUCGCGGGUGUGUUUAUCAGCCCUGAUUAAUAUGCCAGUUGCACCUUGUAUUGUAGAAGAGCAACUUUAUUGUGGGAGGGGGGGUGGAAGUUCUGGUAAUAUUUCUGAGAGAUUGUGAUAGUUGCUGGUGGUUCAUGUUGCUGCUGUUAUGGUAUUUAGCCUCAUAGAGGACCCUCAGAUUUUGCACAACCUAAUGCAGAGCUUUCCAGACUUUUCAUGUUGGUGACAGACUUUUAAGACAUGCAUCAUUUCACGACACAGUAAUUCAGUUUUACUAGCAAACCAGAGGUUAAACUAACCCCUUUCCAGCCCUGGGAGGAGUGUGGGGAGCGUUUGCACAACAUACCUACACACUGCAGCUGGCACAGUGAUGUGUCGUGACACACAGUUUGGAAAGCUCUGACCUAAUGAAUACAUCUUGUGCUCACUUAGUAGCAACUCAGCCAUACAGUAACUCUGUUUUCUAACAUGUAAUAAAACCUAUCAAAACGACCAAGUCUGCUGACAUGGCUUCCACCUUUUUAUUUUCUCUGGUCUGUACAGAUUCUGCCUCAUGAUCUUCCAUUAGUCCACAAGACAUUAAGCAGUACAAGAUUCAGUGUGUGUAGCUGUCAUAUUUCAACUUGCCACGAGGCAUAUUUUAAGACUUAUUUGACUCCAGAAUGGCUGCACCAGCAAAUGAGAGGUGAGUCUUCUUGUGGCAAUCAGAGGCAUGCAGGCAUGGGCGGGGAGGGAGAACUGGAUGCCUGCAAACACACACACACACACACACACACACACACACAAACUCCUGAAGCUGUGUUGGUUGAGUUUGUCAGCCAAAACUGACAAUUCUGUCCUACACGUUUACUUGGAAGUAAGCCAAUGUGUUCAGUAGGGCUUACUAGUAGUAAUUGAGUUUUGGGAAUGCAGACCUUACUGCAUGAGAUGCCAAUGGCCAAACAGUAGCGCCAUUGAGGGUACCUAAAAUUGAGGUAAAACUUAAUAUAAUAAUAGGUCCAGUGUUUGUUCUGCUACACUUUUUUCGAGGUUGCUCCUUUGGUUUCUUGCUCCAGUUAGUUUUAGUUCCUCUUGAGUGUCAAAAUCCACUUUAUGGUGAGCCUGCGAUUUGGAGUUUGGGCUUAGCCAACUACAGCCCUCGCCUGUGGUGAGUAGAUAUGUACAAGUUUCAUGAUUACUGCGCAAGUGCACCUUAUUUACCCCAGCCUUGUGACAAUAAUAAUUAAUCCAAGCAGUUUUCUCAUCAAGGUUCAAAUGGUAGACAAGCUCAGGUUCAGACUGAAGUCCACAUCCAACUCAACUGUUGCCCUCCAGCUGCUGAUUUGUUGACCCUCUUCACUCUCACGUCUCUUAAUGAAUUAUAUUGCUGGGCUGUCCUGUCCUGGGGGUAUCCAGGAAGCUGCUGCUUUAAAAGUAUUUUUGACAUUUGUAUGAGGAAAAGUGUUGACUUCCAAGACCAGAGCAACCUGUUGUUUAUUAAGAAGUUGCUAUGGUAAUCAGCAUCUGUUUUUGUGUAGGAUCCAUGUCUUUUCUUUUUCCUAGAGGUCUGACACGAGUGAUUUCUGGGGCCAUUGUGCCACCUGUGCAUCCAUCGUAAUUGACGCUGCUGCUGCAUGUUGUGGUGAUAUCUAGGCUACAUUCCUCCAGUAUUUUUGAACCUCCAGUUCAGUAUUUCUCUUUGCUGUUUCAGGGGCCGUCAAAAGGUCCGUUUCUUUGACUGGUUGAUCAAUGAGAUCAACAGUGGAAGAUAUAAAGAAAGCGUGGCCUGGACUGAUGACACCCACACAACCUUUCGUAUCCUUUGGAAGCACAAUUCAAGGAAGAACCUUGUGGCAAGUGAUUACAAGAUUUUCCAGGUAAUACUCUCGUUCUACUAAGGCUGACUUCUUGCAUGUAUUUGCCAUGGCCAGAUUCAGCUAAUGGGUUGUGCCGUUUAAGAACUUUGGUAGUACAAUUGGAAAGUCCCCUCUCUCUUGCACCCCCACCAAAUUGGCUCUGAGGGGGUUCAGGAGACACCAACCCCAGAACAGCACCAGGAGUGGGGAAGGAGAAGAGAGAUCAUUCCAUCAGGCAAGCAGAAUGAUCUCUUUAAUGCUACGUUGACUUCCUCCAACUCUCUAGUAUAAAAGCCAUUUCUGGCACCUUAAAAAGACUAACAAAUGUAUUGUGGCAUAAGCUUUCACAGACUGGAGUCCAAUUUACCAGAGGCUGUAGCUGAAUAAUAAAGCAGAUUCUCUGGUAGGCAUGCAGGGUGCCCAUUUCUGCAAACAUGCAAUGUACCCUGCCUCUGAAGGCACCCUGCAGCUGCUAUAAUUUCCAUAGUGGUUUCACAGUCAAUCCCUCUUCCUAGGGAACUUGGAAUUGUAGCUCUGGCAGGGUCACCUAACAACUCUCAGUACUCUUAACAAACUACAGCUCCCAGAAUUCUUUGGGGGAAGCCAUGACUGUUUAAAGAGGUAUCAUAGUGCUUUUAAAACGUGGUGCGAAUGUGGUCUUCAUCAGAAUAGUUCUUUCACACUUUUCCAUCUCUUCUUCUCCCAUGUUUCUGUGUGGAAAGGCGUGGGCUAUGGUCAGCGGAAAGUACAAUGAAGGUGAACCAAACCCAGCCAAAUGGAAAACCAACUUCCGCUGUGCCUUAAACAGUACAAAAAGAUUUGAAGAAGUUGAAUCGGAAUACCCUGACUACCACGUGUACCGAAUCAUCCCCCGCAGCCGCAACUCUACAUCGCCUGUUAAUCCUCCUGCCGACACAAGUAAAGACAGAAAAGGGAUGCAGGGUUAGGGCUGCAAAACUUUCUUUAACAUAAAGUGCUUGAUAAAUGGCAGGAAGUGUGGGCAUCCACCACAGGCUUUCUUUGUUCAUGCUUCAAGGGAAUUCCAGUGUCUGAAAAAAUUGUAAUCUCUUUUAAAAGGGAUCAAUUGUUAAAUCACUCCAGGAAUUGUAGGGCUGAGAGGGGAAUAAGGGUCUCCUAACAACUCUUAGCACCCUUAACAAAAGUUUCCAGGCUUCUCUGGGGAAAGCCAUGGCUGCUCAAAGUGGUAUGAUACUGCUUUAAAUAUAUAGUGCAGAUGGGGCCAUAGUUCUCUGCAACCAGGUCAUGAAAUUACCGUAUUUUUCGCUCUAUAGGGUGCACCGGAUUAUAGGGCACACCUAGUUUUUAGGGGGGGAAUAAAGGGGGGGAAUUAUUUCCCCCCCCCAGCCCCAAAGAGCAAAGAAGCCAAGACAGUGAGUGGGAUCCAUCCCGCUGGCUGUCUUGGCUUCCUCUUUAGCCAUGUGCAACCUCUCCAGCUGGAGAGGUUGCGAGCGGCUUUGUUUUUAGCCGCGGGGCUGGGGCGGGGGAAGCCCGAGCUUCCCCCAACCCCAGCCCCCAGAACAGGUCCAGGAGAGGCAGCGAGAUUGCGCGCAACCUCGCCGCCGCUCCCGGAGCUUGCGGGGCUGGGGACGGGGGCUUCCCCCGACCCCAGCCCCCAGAACAGGCUAUCCGCAAGCCUUCGAAGCAUGGCGGGAACUCCCGCCAUGCUCAGAAGGCUUGCGGAGAACAGGCUGCGUUCCACAAGCUUUUCGAGCAUGGCGGGAACUCCCACCAUGCUCAGAAGGCUUGCGGAUAGCUGCCUAAAGCCCGGGGAGCACAGCGGCAGUUGGCGCUGUGCUCCCCGGGUUUCAGGCUACAGACUGCCAUCCGCAAGCCUUCUGAGCCCGGUGUGAUAGCCUGCAUUCGCCCCAUAGGACGCACACAAAUUUCCCCUUCAUUUUUGGAGGGGAUAAAGUGUGUCCUAUAGAGCGAAAAAUACGGUAUGUAUCUUCUCGUAUUUGCAUUUCAUCCUGGAACUGUUGUUCAUUGUGUCUUUUUUCCUAUGUGUCUCCUCCUCUCCAAGUCAAUGGAAGUAACCAUGAAGUUGAUCAGUUGCAUAUGAGCCCCUGCAGUGAGGGAUCCCCAGCUCUACACCAGUCUACACCCCAGGUACAAUACAGUUGGGCACAAUAGGUUUGAGAGGGCUGUGGAACAAUUUGAAUGCUAUUCAGUUUAGAGAUGGUCAACGCAUUGGUGUAGGACUCUAGACCAGGGACUUGUUUCUAAUGAAUAAACAUCCAAUAAGUAAGUCAACGUGAAUGCAAAAAUUAUUGGUGGGUGAGGUGUAUUCCUGUUCAUGUUUAAACAACUCCUUGAGCAAGGGACAACAUUGCUGAAGAACUAAUGGAAGGACAGGCAUCUCAAGUGGUGGCAGACACAUGAAGAAUCCCUGCCUGUAGGGAUUCAGUCUGCUAGAGGCAGCUUCUCAGUCAACUUAAAGGUUUUUAAAUUGAUUAAUUCGGAAGCAGAUCAGUGUGUUUGUUUCUUAAUUUUUUCCAAAUUUUACGUAUAUAAAAAUAACAAAGAUUAUCCAGCAGCUUCAAGAUAUGAACACAUGUUCAUGAUGUUUUCAUGGGAAGUUGGGAAGUGUAUUGCAGCAAAACAGUUUAUGGAGCUGCUGGUGAUGUCAUUUCCAUGUAGCAGGAAAGAAGGAGAUGUGCCUGUCUUUGUGCUCCGGUGCACUAGCAAAUAGUAUUUGUGCAAAGAGUAUUGGUCCCGUUGCUGGCCAGCUUUGUGCAGCUGAUUACAGGAGUAAAUCCAACAAACUUUCCAGACUUAAUACAUACUGGACAUUUUCACAGGGGAUGGUUAUGUUGCAAUUAAGCACAAACCACUUUAGCAGUGCAUUCCUAUGUAGGCUGACUCCGUAAUAGACAAGCUUAGGAUUGAAUCCCAAAUUUUGUAUUUGAAAACGUACAUUACUUUAAAUAUGUGUGAGAGACUCAAAAUGAUUGAAACCUCGCAUAUGAGAAAUGCUCUUGAGAUUGUAGCUCUGAGGGAAGCUUCCCUCAGUUCUAGGCAUGCACAGCUGGUGUGAGGGAGCCUUUGCCCCCAGAUGUUGCUGAACCACAACAUCUGGCUGAACCACUGGCCAUGCUGAUGGGAGUUGUAGUUCAGCAACAUCUGGAGGGCCAAAAUGCUUCCCAAUCCUGAAUGUAAGACAUUUUGGAAGGUUCAGACUAGUUCUUGUCUUUGUUUGGCUUAACUUCAAUUUUUGCAAAUUAAAAGGCAAGGCUGUUUCUCUGAAUCACAAGAGUUGAAAGACAGUUGAUUACUAAAAAUGUUGAAAGUUCCUGGGAUAAGCUGCAAUAGUAUCAUUUCAAGAUGCUGAAAACAGCAUCUUUUGUAUGUAUGGUCAUCUUGGAGAAAACUUUAUUUUUCUGGUUUACAGCAGGAGAUCGAUGAUGUUUUUAAAUCCCUGUCACUGGAAAAUACAUGCCAAGGUAAGCUGUCAAAACCUGAAUGCUCUUUUUCUGGUUUACGAGCAUAAAUUUGGGGUAGAUGCUUAGAACAUAUUUUAGCUAUAUUUAUUCAUUUAUCACAUUUGCAUUCCAACUUUCCUCCAGGGAUCUCAAGAGAACAUACAUGGUUCUCUUCCUCCCCAUUUUGUCCCCACAACAACCUUGUGAGGUAGCUUAGGUUGAGAGUGUGACUGGCGCAAAGUCACCCAGUGAGUUUCAUAGCUGAGCAAGACUUUGAACUGUGUUCUCCCAGUCAUAGUUCAGUACUCUAACCACUAUACCACAUUGGAAUGAAACGUGCCUGACAGAACUACCAUUGGGAAGCCUGCCUAUUCCUGCAGGAUCACAACACACCCAGCACAGCAAUUGAAAAAUAUCAGUUGAUAGUGGAAGAUCCACUGGAAGUUCUAAAAAAAUGAAAAGCCGCACAGGAAUCCCUCAUCCAACCAUUUGGAAUUAGGGGCUGCUCAUUGCAAAUUUCCAAGCCUGGCAUAUGGUUUGCAUCAAGCCAUUUUGCCCACCUCAUUAAAAGAAAUAAUGACCAGAGAAACUAGAGAGAAAGAAGCUUCACAAAUGAGUGAUUACUUUUGGAACUGUUUCAAUAAAAGAAUUUUGAAUGUGUAUACACUUUAAGCUUUAACAUGGAAACGAAAACAAAAAACAGCAUCACCACUGUGCAGUUUUCUGCUGGGCACUGGCCUUUAGAUAUCAUUUUUUUAAAAGCUUUGGCAGAUGCACAGACAGUUCCCUAGCCCCUGUGGCAACUGAAAAAAUCAAGGCAUCCCCUUGUUCAUCUGACAAAUGGGAAACCACUACCCUGUCUUGUCCAGAGAGGCACUUUCCAGGGGCAUUUUGCUGGCAGUUGUUGGAGGUGGUGCUGAACUAGGUGUGCCUCUGAUUGGAUUCAGAACGGUGCUGUUUUGGUUGCUUGCUGAAAACACAUGGAAGUCGUUCAUGCCUUGAUAAUCUUGCAGCUUGAUUCCUGUAACGUGCUCUGUGUGGGGCUGCCUUGGGUUCAGUUCAGAAGCUGCACCUGGUCCAGAAUUAGUUACUAAGCUGCUAAUGGAACUUAAUCGUCUGCAGUACAUAGCUCUUGUUUUUGAGGAUUGUGCACUAUUAUGCUACUAGUCCAGGUUUAAGUAUUGGUCUAUAAAACCUUGCCCCCUAUAUACAGGUAUGGUCGGGGCGGAGUGUAUGCCCACACUGCCCAGGGCGGGCACGAAGACUGCACCCCCAAGGGGGGGAGGGGCAUGGAGGGCACCCUUCCGUGCGCCACAGUUCAGGGUUGGAGAGGGGUGGGGAAGCUGCUGCCCACUCUCCUCCUGCUCUCUGCCGCCAGGUCAGGCCUUGCAGCCAAGGAGGGUGGGCAUUGACGCCGACUCUCCUGCUAUCUGCUGCCAGGUCAGAUCUGACCCAGCCACAGAGCCACUACAGCUGGGUGACCAAGGAGGGCUGCUCUCUGCCGCCGGGUCAGAAGAGCUGCCUCCGCCAGGUUUGAGCUGUGCCACGGCCGAGGAGGGGUGGGCGGCAGCGCUGCCAUCCACUCGCCUGCUCUCCUCCCCCGGAUCAGGCCCAGGGAGCUGAGCUGCGCCAGGCACAGGAGACGCAGUCAAGGCGCAGCUCCUCUAGUGCGGAUUUGAUAGUUGGUUUGAUUUUUAUGAGCUCAUAUUCUGGAGGGCAAGGGACACACGCUGAACCUGGGGGUGGGCAUGAGAGAUCACUUUCUGAUACAAAAGGAUGGGGGGUUAUUUAUCACGUACUUGGCACUGGCUUCCGUUUUGUGGGCUCUGUCUGCAUAUCCUCCUCCUCCAAACUUGCAUGAGAAGAAGAGAGAAUUUCAAAGGCAUUAAACGCUUUAAAAUUAGGACUGGUGCAGCAUCCACAUCAACAUCGUUCUGAACCAGUAUAGACUUCAUCUGCCCAAAUGCAUCACUGCUCAUGCCUGUUUUGCCAUCUAGAUGUGCUCCAGUGGGUUUUGCAGCAAGCUGGCAUGGAUGAAGUUUCACAAGUCUCCUGGGCCCCUGUUCCAGAACAUCCUCUAGGUAGGUCUGGCUGUGGGCUUGGCAAAAUCUCUUCCUCAGCCUCUGAGUUCUAAGGCUGGCUACACAUUUCUGUUUCUGGCUGCUGCUCAGAUACUUUUAAUAACAAAUGUGAUCUCAUGCUCAGGGGCUUUAAUGUACAAUAUUUCGUGUGUGUAUGUGAUGGGGAGUGAGCCGGUGCAGAUAGAACCUAUAUAUCCCUACAUCUUUCAAAAUUUGUUCAAGAGGCAUGGCAUACAAAUUUCACAUUGUCUUGUGCUUAAUUUGUUAUAAAGGCUAGUGUGUUCUCUUGAGUUGCAUUAUUAUUAUUACUACUACUACUACUAUUUUAUUUAUACCCCAUCCAUCUGGCUAGUUACUCUGGGCAGCUUCCAUCAUCUCCCUUCCAUUGAUUUGUUUCUUUUCUACCCCCAAUACAGCAGGGGAAGUUGCACAUACAAUCCCUUGUAUCGACCAAAACAGCUGCUUGCCUCUGGUGCCUGGAGUAGUGAGUGAACCACUGGCAAAUAACUGUUGUAAAGUAGCAGACGGCUGGCUGGCUGCACAUCCACCAAAUGUGAAUUCCCAGCCAAUUGCCGUUCAUCCACUGCAGCAUCCUCAACAAAAUAGACCUCCUGGGAUAAAUCAAGCUAACCAUGUGGGUGAGUAGAGUUACUCUGCAGUCUGCAUGUUUGAAAUUGUUCCAAAAUGAAUAAUUGUGCUAAAAAGAAAUUUUACUGAGCUGCGCAGUGGUUUUUGGAGCACUGGAGAGAUUGAUUCAUUGGAUCGCCAUUUGAUUCCUAGAACUUGCAUGUGAUAAACUAUUCUAAGAUUUUCAGCCUGCUUGAAUUAGUAUCAGAUGUCCAAAGCAAAUAUGGUAGUUCCUAAUGAACAAAAAAUCCAGAAUGGACAAGGUGUAGCAAAGCUCCUGAUUUGCUUUAGCAACAAGCAGAAGACUGUGCUUACCUCCAGACUGCCAGUAGUUUGCCCCAGGGAUUCAAUUGCAUACCAGAAAUUUAAGUUUGUGCCAUUAAAGUGAAUUAAAGCACUCUAGUGCAAAUAAUAAUAAUAAUAAUAGUAAUAAUAAUAAUAAUAAUCCACUUUAAAAAGAAACCUUGACUUUUUGCAAGUAGGAAACUGAGGGGGAAAUCCACUAAAAGUGUUGGGCUAAGAGGGCACCAGGUCAGCAAAGGCUGAGCUAGGGCAUGCAUAACAUUUGUUAGAAUUCCCAAGGUGUUCCUCUUCUGUGCUAGGAGAAGCCCUGUAUAAUAACAACUUCAUUGAACACGUUUUCCUGAAUGAAGAACCUCAGGGAAAUGGAGUGAUGAACAACCUGUCGAGAAAUGACUGCCAUCUGUUUCCAAACCAGCAAGCCAUGGUGGAACAGAACACAUUUGCACCUCCAAUUGCCCCCUCUCCACUAGAGCAACCCCCCCUUCAUGCUGCUCCACUGCAGAACAAUGCAGGUUAGUGAAUGCAUCCUAUUUUUGAGCAAGUCCAAAACAAAUGUGGAAUCAUGAGGGGAGCGGGUGUAGGUCUCUGGGCAGCAAGGUCUUAAAGAAGAGGGCCAAACCUCUACAGCACUGUAGGGAAUAUAUGCUGUUUGCUUAGCUAUAGCUUAUGUGCAGCAGAGCUGUACUGCUAACUGCCUUAAUUUAGCCACACGGAUGAUAAUAUAGCUUCCUCUCAGUUGGAUAUGAUGGUUCUAUCAAUGUACCUGCCGCUACCACCAAAUAGCAUUUUUCCUCUGUCGGUGUAAGCGUUGUGCUGCGCUGCAGAUGGCUUGUCAGCCUGCACCCCUUAGCAGGCAUGGAGCUAGUAAGCUUCCCCCACUGGAUUCAGCAUGGUCUUGUCUCUUUCAGGAUGUGCCCCUCUCAAUCUGGAUGUCUCUAUCUACUACCGCGGGAAGCUGCUGCACGAAGCAGGAGUAGAAUUUAAUAGCUGUAUGUUCACAUACAACCCAUACUAUGAAAUUGGAGGAAACCCGCAGAUACAACAUGUUCUAUUUCCAAACCCAGAGAUCCUUCCUGAUCAAAAGCAAGUUAAUCAUACCUUAACACUACUGAAGAAUGCGGGUCUGCUGCUGUACCAGAAGAACAAUAAGAUCUGUGCCUGGCGAAUUGGCCGAUGUAAGGUCUUCUGGGCUUUCUCCAAAGAGUUGGAGCACACAGCACCGCGUCCUCCACUCAGGCUGUUGGGACGGGAGGAAGAAACUGACAUCUUCAACUAUGAAAGAUUCUGUCAAGGUGAUUCUCUAGGAACAUGGUAUUUCCUCUGUGGGCACAAAAUUAAACUGUGUGUUAAUGCAUGACUCAUUUAAAAACAGGCACAUGAUGAUACAGUUGUGAAACUGCUUUUGUUGAGUCAUGGAGAAAACACCUGAGACAAGGGUCAGGCCCAAAGGCUUUGAUUUGGAACCCUUAUGUGCAUUGAAACCUCCCCAAUGUCCUAAAAGGCCUCCCUUAGGGGGCAGUAAGACUUUUUGCUUAGCUGUGAUUUGGCCAUAAUACGGUAUUUCAAAAGUGCUUUGUGCAAUGAAUGGUGUUGGGUGUUAUCAGUAGCCUGUGACUUUCAUCCUACCCAGGCCUUACCAUUUCAGCUUUUAUGGAUAUGAGUGAGAUGAGGCUGUUAUUGGGUGCAGAAUGUAUCAUUCUCAGAAUCUCUGCUCCCCACCCCCUUUUUUAAAGGAACGUUCUAGUCCACAAAGCUUCAGAACUUGGAGCAAUAAGCAACAGGUAUGGUGGGUUGAGGAGCAUGUCUUGACACACAGUUUUGACUGCUUACUGCAGGGUACACAUGGCACUAAUUGUGGCCCAUUUUCAUUACGCCUGUCAAGCUUCUGGCAGUGCCGAAGUGAAGGAGAACAGUAAUGCUGCUUAAUAUUUUUGGAGUGGUUUAGAGAAUAUGAGGCAGUUCACAUACCCUAUUUUAGUAAUCCUUACAGUGAUCCAAUAAGGUAGGUCAGUGUUGUAGGGGCUAAGAACUGAGCAUCUGACCUUAAGGUCAGGGGUGAAGAACCUCUUAGCCUGCCAGGAGGUCCACUUUCACCCACAAGACCUUACCCUAAGCUACACCUGCCCACCCAUCAGCUGACACCACUUGCGACAUCGUCUGAUGGGUGCAAAGGCAGGGUUAAAUCCUGCAUUGACUACACAUACCUGUUCACAGCAGAGAGCAACAGCACACAGCCAAAUUGAAACCAAUUCAGUGAGGGGUUUGAAUCACAGUCCCCUGCUUAAAACAGAGAUGGCUUCCCCUAUUGUAUUAGCAGAGGUUAGAAAGUUAACCUGCUAAUCCCUCUGCUUGAGCAGGAGAUCUCCACUGUUCAGUCUCCGCUGCUUUUGUUAUUAAACUAUGUUAACAGAACUCAUCCACACUUCUGCUUGUCCCUUGCUAGGAAGCACGUGUCGGAGCAGUUUUCUGUUUGACCCAUACUUUCUAGGCAUGGAUCAGAGCAGUUUUGCCUUUGCCCCACUCCUUUCCCAGGGAAUUAGUGCUAAAUCAGAGCAAAUGUCAAUCCAGAGAAAAUCUGGAUUGCCAUCUGCUCCGACUGAGUGCUAAACAGUGGGUUUCCUGUGGAAAGAGGAAGUGUGGAUAAACCCACAGUUCAGACUCAAUUGUCACCUGUGUAUAGAAGUCCAUUCCUACACGUUAAAUCUCUAUAUGCUGUUGCAGUUGCAAAUUGGCACUUGCAAACUUGGGUGAAGAGCUUAUUGAUUAACUGAAAAUCACUUCUGCCUAUAUCCUCCUGUUAUUCCAAAGUUCUUUUCACAUAGAAGGUUUAUAUUGAUUUCUUCUUAAACUGGCCUAUAAUGCAAUGCAAACAUGUCUAAAUCUAUAUUGCCUAGAGCAGGGAUAGCUAUAUGAUGCCCUCCAGAUGUUACUGAACUACAGCUUCCUUCAUCCCUGACCAUUGGGCUGGGCUGAUGAGAUUUGGGAGUCCAGUAUUAUUCAUUAACCUUCACACAUGACACAAGUAGCUGUUUACCAAGACAAGUUAAAACACCUUUGGUUUUUUUAUUGCCCUUUCUGUUCAUGGAUCCCCAAAGUGACUUAGAAGAGCCUUGGAUCUUUUUCUUUUGUAACAGAACUGAGGGCUUUCCGCGAUGGUCAGAGAUGUUCCUCUCCUGACUACACCAUCUACCUGUGCUUCGGCCAGUCCUUUGCAUCUGACAAACCCAAGGAAUCCAAGCUCAUCUUGGUGAAGGUGAGCAGAAAGCAGUCCUCUGAAGUUAACAGUGCACAGUACUGCCUUUAGGAAUAAAAUGACUUUCUAGUCCACUUGUCCAGACAAAAUCUGAAGGCCAUUUCCACCACUGGUAUGGUAGCAAAGCUGGCUUGCUUUCAGAAAAGGAACCACGGUUACUCUGGACUCCCUAGCAAGCAUACCUGUGUGAUGCAUGUGUUCGCAAGGACCUUUGGAGGCAGUGCAAAGUAAUGUAUCCUCCAAGUAGAUUAAGGUGCUGUGCAUAAUUGUUGCACCUCCCCAUCCCCCCAAAAAGUAUUUUAUUCUUCUAACAACUGUGUGAAGUGGCUUAAGCAGAAUGACAAGGUUGCCCAGUGGAUUUUAAAAUACCAUAUUCCAACAUUUGCCAACUUGGUGCCCUCUAGAUAUUUUGGACUUCUACUCACUUCAGCUCCCAGCUAGAAAGCAUGUGGCCAGCAGAAAACCCCUUGGACCUGUGCUUUCUUGCCAUCGAACAAGUGGAAGUGUGAAUGAGCACUCCAUGUACUUCUAAAGAAGCAGUAGCUUGGGUUUGACCAGUCCCCUGUCUUUUAGUCCUAUACCUGUUCCCCUCAUGGCCCUUCAUAUUAGUGGCUUUUGACUUAAUUCAAGCUCUGAUGUAUUCAUUAACCUACAUUUUUCCUGCAACAGGGCAGUGUUCAAAAGGGGUUGUUCGGUGUGCAUGCACACACACUAACACACGCUUCUUACUACGUCUCACUGGCUUGUUGACGGCUGGCAGACAUCUCUUGUUGCACUGUCUUGUCCCCCCUCCUGGAGGGAAACCAGCUCUAUUUUUAGUACCUUGAUAUCUGUUGGAACAUAAUGCUGGAUCCUUGGCUCACAUUCUUGUUGCUGUUGUUUAGUCGUUUAGUCGUGUCUGACUCUUCAUGACCCCAUGGACCACAGCACGGCAGGCACUCCUGUGCCAGGCUCACAUUCUUAUAAGUACCUAAAACGUAAAGGUAAAGGGACCCCUGACCAUUAGGUCCAGUCGCGAACGACUCUGGGGUUGCAGCGCUCAUCUCGCUUUACUGGCCAAGGGAGCCGGUGUACAGCUUCCGGGUCAUGUGGCCAGCAUGACUAAGCUGCGUCUGGCGAAUCAGAGCAGUGCACGGAAACGCCAUUGACCUUCCCUCUGGAGCGGUACCUAUUUAUCUACUUGCACUUUGACGUGCUUUCAAACUGCUAGAUUGGCAGGAGCAGGGACCGAGCAACAGGAGCUCACCCUGUCACGGGGAUUCGAACCGCCGACCUUCUGAUCCGCAAGCCCAAGAGGCUCAGUGGUUUAGACCACAGCGCCACCUGCGUCCUUGUUAGGUACUUAUAAGUACCUAGUAGGUACCAAAGGCAGAUUCUUAUUGCUCUGCUAUUUUUGGCUUACCUGGUGGUAGGAUGGAGGCAGGUAGUGGUUUUUUAGAGGGUUGGAGAUGGUCUGGGAGGGGCAUCCUUCUUUUCAAUCCUGCUAUCUCCUUUGAUCAAGCAGGUUUUGAAGGCCCCCAAUCCUCUCUGCCAGAAGUGCCAUUUGGAGAGGAGUGUAGACAUUUGGCUCUUGAAAGAAUUGCAGGCAGUCUGCCUUUUGUUUUGUUUGGUGUUGGGUGUGCAUAUAUUUGGGGCGGUUUUGAGGACAGCUGCAUAGCAAGAAGGUAUCUUGGAGUAAGUAGGCAAGCCUUAACGGGCUUUUUUAUGUCUUGCAGUUGGUGCCGAUGGUUUGUAAGCAGUGGCAUGAAGACCUGCAGAGGCAAGGCUACUCAUCCUUGAACAGUGAAAACUUGAGCCUGCAACUCUCCAACAGCCUGUUUGAGAUGAUAGAGCAGCUAACUACCAUGAUGGAGAUGGAUUAGUUCAUGUUUCUUGUCAAGAUCUCAAAUAGUAAGACUGGAGUGUGUGGGUUUGUAUGUGUGUUCACAUUCGCAAGGGGUCACUUCCACAUUUGGCUUGCAUGAGGAGCUACAGUAAAACCCACUUUUUUGGUCUCUGUAUUCUGUCACCCUGCAUAACUUCUGCUUUUUAUCUGAGGCUGGAACUAACAGGUGCACAUCACCAUAGUGGUGCACUUCAUAAAGCUUUUGGGAACAGGGUUACAAUCAGGGUUGAAUUUGCAUUCUGCCCUUCAGCCCAAAAGAUUCUAGGAAGGUAUGUUGCAAUUAUAAAAUAAAAAUAAAAAUAAACCAACAACAUAAAAGUAAAUAUUGGGAAACAGAUCAUAAAAAUAACAAAGCCAAAAUGGCAAUCUAGCAGCGUUCCAGUUCUCAGCCAGUUAUAUAUACACCUGACAAAACAAAUGCACUGUCUGUACACCAUGCUAAAAACAGGGCUGUGUGUACUCCAUGCUAAACAGGGGGGGAAAUCUGCACCAUGAGAUGCAAAUUCUGUGUCCUGUAGAAAUUGUGCAGGUUAAUCUGAUUAGCACAACUUGUUCACAUUUUGCAUGUCUUCAUGGGUAAAGCAAGAUUGCUGAAGCCCUGCUUCAAACUGCUAAAAAACAUUUACCCAGCCACGUCUCUGGCUUCUAAGGGUUCAUCAGGCACACUUUAAAUCAUCUUCAUGGGAAGAAAUAGAAGGUGAAAGCUGAUAUUCUCAGGAAGUAGAGUUCUGAGCUCAAACCACAACCUGCAGAUUUCCCCCUCUUGGAUGCCUUCGACGUGCACACAGCCCUGUUUACCAUGCAUCUUCAAGUGAAGGAAGAUGAGUUUCUCUUCCCCCGUCUCAAAGUUGUAGCUCAGUGGUAGAGCAUCUGCUUUGCAUGCAGAAGGUCCCAGGUUCGAUCCCUGGCAUCUCAAAGUAGGACUGGGAGAGAAGCAUGCCUGGAACCCUGGAGAGCUGCUGCCAGUCAGGGUAGACAGUACUGAACUUGAUAUAGUGUCAGACCACUGGUCUAAGGCAGCUUCUUAUGUUCCUAUUGCCAUUUUUUUUUUACCCUUAAAAAAAACAACCCAAUUACUCCUUGCCCCUCCACCUAGCCCUAUGGGUAAUGUAUUGGUAAAUUGUCUGAAACCAGUAUGGUGUUCAGAUCAUGAUACCGGUUUCAGACAUUUUUAGCUGGUAAUCCAUUGCACCAGCUGAAAUUGCCUGCAGAUGGCAAAGUCACAGGCAGACAGUGCCUGAGAAAUGUCUGGGUGAGCACCUUCUCAUGAUCUACCUGCCUGCGCCUUUGAGGAAGUCCCCCACCCCUCCAGCUUGCAUGAGCCAGACUGGUAUGGGGGCUCACUCAGCUAGGAGGUGGGAGGCUUCCCAUCCACCAAACUGAGCAGUUUAACGAAGCCCCAGUGCCCCUCCCGCUCGCCUGAGCGGUAUGGGGGCUUCGGCUGGGCAAUGUAUCUCGGCUGCUUCGAUACAUUCCAGACACCAUGAUGGAUCAGCAUAUUGUGGUAUUUAGCUGCUGCUAUAUCUCAGGGACGCGGGUGGCGCUGUGGGUAAAACCUCAGCGCCUAGGACUUGCCGAUCACAUGGUCGGCGGUUCGAAUCCCCGCGGCGGGGUGCGCUCCCGUCGUUCGGUCCCAGCGCCUGCCAACCUAGUAGUUCGAAAGCACCUCCGGGUGCAAGUAGAUAAAUAGGGACCACUUACCAGCGGGAAGGUAAACGGCGUUCUGUGUGCUGCUCUGGUGCCGGUUCGCCGGAGCAGCUUCGUCACACUGGCCACGUGACCCGGAAGUGUCUGCGGACAGCGCUGGCUCCCGGCCUCUAGAGUGAGAUGAGCGCACAACCCUAGAGUCUGGCAAGACUGGCCCGUACGGGCAGGAGUACCUUUACCUUUACAUCACAGUGUUGAAAACCAGGUGUUGCCCAGCCCUAGCCCUAAGGCACAGAGUGCAAAAAGAAUUCCCAAUAAUGGUAUAGUAGUUGGGGUGGGCUGUUCCCUUCAUAAGUGAACUAUUCCAGUCAGUUUGGCUUGCUGGGACUGAGAAGAGCUCACAAUGUGCAUUAUAUAAAGGGUCAACGGGGCUUUUUCUGAGUUUUUUUACUUUCCUUACCUACCCACCCACCCUCCUUACCCGGGGUGCUUCUGGGUUUGCUGCAAAAAAAUAAAUGCAGGCAUCCAGGCACCCCACUCUUUCCCCAGAAUGCUUUUCAGUGUGGUCAGAAGGUGGCAGACUGCCUGAAGGCCAAGCUUUGAUUUUUAGCUUUACACUCCUCCUCUCCUCCCUGAGAGGUUUCAGAUGGAUACUUUAAGCUGCCUGGUAGUUUGAAGGAGGGGGAGCAAACCAGUCUUCCCAGCCCCCUUUUUUUAGGUGCAAGGAGAAGUGUUUUUAGGUAUUUAUGAUGUAUGUUUUGCCUGCUCUUGGUUUUAACUAUUUGUUUAGGAGAAACUCUUUGGUGCUUUGCCUGUUUUUGAAGUGGGAAGAAGGUUCUGAGCAUCUCCAAUUUUCCUUUUGCAGUAUAGAAAUUUUGUGGUGCCCAUGACAGGUUCUUAGCUUUCCAUAUGUGCCCCAGGGGCCCCAAAAGAUAUGGAACCCCUGGCUCUAUGGGGUAGCAGUGUAAUUUGAGAAGUGAAUCUCCUGCAAUCUUGGUGAGAUAUAGGCUCAGAGAGGGGCAGGCUCUGCCUCAGACUCAACUCUCAGGUCCCGGACUCUCGCCUUGGCACCCCUGAGAAACCCGGCACCUGGGCGCCCUGCCCCCUAGCGCCUCUGGGUAAGACGCCCCUGCACUUACAGAAUCCAUGUUGAACAUUACCCACAACUAGUAAGCAGGAUCCUAUCACUGGCCACUUAUGUGGACAAGUGAAAUUAAAGGGACUGUAGAGGGCUCCUCAGUUUUGGAAGUGGGCUGCAGGCAGAAGUUGAAUAUGAAAACUCUAUCCAAAUCAUAGCACAAAAAGUGCUCUCAUAAAAUUCACAGCCCUUGAAGUGACAAAACCAAGAGCGGAGCCAGCUAUAAGCAGAGCACUUGGUUGCCUACAGUGAAUGAAGGGAGGGAGGAUACUAAUAAGAUCUGGAAUGAAGCCUCUGCCACCUCCCAGUUAUAACACUAUUUUCUCUGUACAACAAAAUUCCCCACAAAACAAAAAUCUAAAAGCUUGAAAAUUCAAUAUGUGUUUAUGGUUGUUUUUUAUAGGGGAGGUGUAGGAGAGUUUGUUUCUGGCCCUCUUUAUAUGACAUUGUUAUUUAUUUAUUAUUUUUAUUAUUUAUAUACUGCCCUUUAUCAAAAGAUCCCAGGAAAGUGUACAUCAUUAAGAAGACAUUUUGCAGGGCACAGUAAGAGACAGCAUAAUAAAGUAAUCAGAAUAACAUUUCAAAUGUACUGUACGCAGUGCUGAAUCAGAGGACUUAUUUCUUGAGCAAAGAGGCACCAGCAUUACUCCAUUAACUCUUGUGAAACUACACUUGUCAUUGAUGCAGGUAUUGAAUAGAGUGUACUUUUUGUCUUGCUACCUGUCCAGAUCCCUUGAGAAUGGGCAGCUCAAACACUCCAGCUAAUGUGCUUCUGACACGCCUUAACUUUCCUGUUACAGUAAUAGUGUAUCUGAAAGUUCUAUUGUUACUAUAAUUGCAUUCCCUAGUGUUAACAUAUUUUUGUGGGGGGGGGGUCUCUGUGAGCACUUUGGGUUCUCCCUGCCUGUUGAUACCAAGCACUGUAUUCCUUGUGGCACUUGCUAAAAACAUAUUGUGUAGACAAACUUACCUAGAUGCUUAGAAAGCUGCAGGGGAUUUUUAACUCGGAGGUGUUUUUUACAAAAACGUGGUAUAUAAAUGUUAUGAAACAAAUAAAUGAUUUUUUUUAAAUUGCAUAUAAUCAGCUUAAAGUGAAUGAUGAAUCAUGCUGAAGAAUCCCUGCAAAUUGUUCUGUAACUUAUUGUAGAAGUUUAUUAGAUUGCAUACUUGUACUUCUGUUCACAUAUAUCUCUAAAUAAAUUGGCAUUCUACCAUGGAAUUUGCAUUGCAUUUUCAACCUAUGGUGGUCAACAGUCAGUUUAGAAUGAAGCGUUUCUAAGGUCCCACAUGAACCAAACGUGUCUCUGAAAAUCUCUGAAAAUGUUGCUGGCAAUUUUUCUUGCAUGGUUCUUGUCAUUUGUCCAGGAUAUUCUGCAACAAAACAGGUAAUGGGAUAAAGUUACAGAAGUGGCCAUUUUGU
Molecule: messenger RNA, 20223 nt
Organism: Podarcis lilfordi (Lilford's wall lizard)
Lineage: Eukaryota; Metazoa; Chordata; Lepidosauria; Squamata; Lacertidae
Source: the annotation of a GenBank genome assembly